CAUAUCAUCCUUAUCGGGUCGGGUCGAAAAUGGAUACAUACUGUUCGGACUGCAAGCGGAACACAGAGGUUGUAUUCGACCACGCGGCAGGUGAUACGGUAUGUUCGGAGUGUGGGUUAGUGUUGGAAUCGCGGUCAAUUGAUGAGACAUCUGAGUGGCGUACAUUUGCUGAUGAAUCGGGUGGUGAUGACCCGAAUCGUGUUGGGGGACCCGUUAACCCGUUAUUAGCAGAUGCGGGUCUAAGUACUGUGAUAUCAAAAGGACCAAAUGGGAGUAAUGGUGAUGGUUCUUUAGCUAGGUUGCAGAAUCGGGGUGGUGAUCCUGAUAGAGCUAUUGUUUUGGCCUUUAAAGCUAUUGCUACCAUGGCUGAUAGGUUGAGCCUUGUUUCUACUAUAAGGGAUCGAGCAAGUGAGAUAUAUAAAAGGCUGGAAGACCAGAAGUGUACAAGAGGCAGGAGUCUUGACGCUCUGGUCGCUGCUUGUAUCUACAUUGCUUGUCGCCAAGAAAGCAAACCACGGACUGUAAAAGAAAUAUGCUCAAUUGCCAAUGGAGCUAGUAAGAAGGAAAUUGGCCGAGCGAAAGAAUUCAUUGUCAAACAAUUGAAGGUUGAAAUGGGAGAAUCAAUGGAGAUGGGAACUAUACACGCUGGGGACUAUCUGAGACGUUUUUGUUCUAACCUCGGUAUGAACCAUGAAGAAAUUAAGGUAGUCCAAGAAACUGUUCAGAAGGCAGAGGAGUUUGAUAUAAGGAGGAGUCCUAUAUCAAUUGCUGCUGCAAUAAUAUACAUGGUAACUCAACUUUCAGAUUCGAAGAAACCCGUUCUGCGAGCAGAUAUCUCAAUUGCAACCACAGUUGCAGAAGGGACUAUCAAGAAUGCGUACAAGGAUCUUUAUCCUCAUGCUUCCAAAAUAAUACCAGAAUGGUAUGUCAAAGAUAAGGACCUUAAGAACCUGUGCAGUCCAAAGGCAUAGGAGUAACUUAGUCGUUGAGCUAUAUGAAUCUGCUAUAGGGCCUUGAGUCUGUAAGAAGUCAAAUUGAGAAAACAUCAGAUGACGGAGUUUUGGCUACCCGUCUUCUGGAUUCAUAUAAAGGCACCGUAGGUCAUGUAGGCCCGGAGUAAUCCAAAAUUUAUUUUCCAUCUUUCUUUACCCCAACACAGAUAGGUUAUUCCAUUUUUUGAAUGUUAUUGAGCAAUCACAGAUUCCAUAGGCCAUAUUUCGAGUUUUUUUUAUGGCUAAACAGUCAUGCGAAGCGAAAUAUUCUCUUCUUCGACAAGAUAAUUCAUUUGGUGAGAAACUUUCUUUUUCGAAACUAUGUUGCUGUUCUUCGUUUCUUGUAUUGAAAUGUUUUCAUUGGUGA
Lycium ferocissimum is the source of this 1359-nucleotide messenger RNA. RefSeq names its product transcription initiation factor IIB-2-like. The record is from RefSeq and is a predicted model, not a curated record. NCBI's taxonomy places the organism in Eukaryota, Viridiplantae, Streptophyta, Magnoliopsida, Solanales, Solanaceae. The coding region runs from base 30 to 971 and encodes 313 amino acids. Gene Ontology annotation, molecular function: TBP-class protein binding. Gene Ontology annotation, cellular component: transcription preinitiation complex; nucleus. The transcript is spliced from 7 exons. Gene Ontology annotation, biological process: DNA-templated transcription initiation; transcription preinitiation complex assembly.